AUGGCGACCAUGCCUGCUGCCACCAUCUACCCCCAGAGCCACGUCGGUUUCGACAGCAUCACCUCGCAGAUCGAGCGCAAGCUCAUCAAGCGUGGCUUCCAGUUCAACGUCAUCUGCGUUGGCCAGACCGGCUUGGGCAAGUCGACACUGAUCAACACCAUCUUUGCCUCUCACCUCAUCGAGUCCAAGGGUCGUCUACAGCCCGAGGAAAUCAUCCGAUCCACCACCGAGAUUCACCCCGUUUCACAUAUCAUUGAGGAAAAUGGUGUCCGCCUUAGACUCAACAUCGUUGAUACCCCCGGUUACGGAGACCUAAUCAACAACGACCGCUGCUGGGAUCCUAUCGUGAAAUACAUCAAGGAUCAGCACUCCGCUUACCUGCGAAAGGAGCUUACUGCCCAGCGUGAGCGUUACAUCCAGGACACCCGUAUUCACUGCUGCUUGUUCUUCAUCCAGCCUUCCGGUCACUCCCUGAAGCCCAUUGAUAUCGUCGUCCUGAAGAAGCUGUCCGAUGUUGUCAACGUCGUGCCCGUUAUCGCCAAGGCCGACACCCUGACUUUGGAGGAGCGCCAGGCUUUCAAGGAGCGCAUCAAGGAGGAGUUCGCCUUCCACAACUUGAAGAUGUACCCCUACGACAACGAUGAGUUCGAUGAUGAGGAGCGUGCCAACCUCAUCCCCUUCGCCGUCGUUGGUUCUGAGAAGUCGAUCAUUGUCAAUGGCAAGCAGGUCCGCGGUCGUCAGAACCGGUGGGGCGUCAUCAAUGUCGAGGAUGAGAACCACUGCGAAUUCGUUUAUCUACGAAACUUUCUCCUCCGCACCCACCUGCAGGAUCUCAUUGAGACCACGUCUCAGAUCCACUACGAGACCUUCCGUGCCAAGCAACUUCUUGCCCUGAAGGAGAGCAGCGCACAAGGUCACGGCAGCAGGCCAAUCAGCCCUGCCGCUGACCGGGAGAUGAGCCGAAACUCCCAACGGAUGACCAUGAACGGAUAUUAA
This is a messenger RNA of Phaeoacremonium minimum UCRPA7, 996 nucleotides long. Its product is annotated as putative cell division control protein 10 protein. Gene Ontology annotation, molecular function: GTPase activity; molecular adaptor activity; GTP binding. The record is from RefSeq and is a predicted model, not a curated record. Gene Ontology annotation, biological process: cytoskeleton-dependent cytokinesis. Bases 1 to 996 code for a protein of 331 amino acids. The transcript is spliced from 3 exons. NCBI's taxonomy places the organism in Eukaryota, Fungi, Ascomycota, Sordariomycetes, Togniniales, Togniniaceae. Gene Ontology annotation, cellular component: septin ring; septin complex; microtubule cytoskeleton.